AUAUUUCACUAUAACGAUCAAGUUUUCUUUAGACCCGAUUUUCAUGUUAUAUUAAUAUAUGUUCUUUACAAUAACAUUUUGCUAUAGAAGCCAGAAAACAUCCAGAUAAACAACGCCUUUAUAGAGAAGUUUGACUAUACACAAAUUUUAACUCUUUGCUUUAGAUCUUCUAUAUUGUGAUGUACACCAGCACCCCUCGACUUAGUUAUCAACAUUGCAGAAGCAGAUAGCUUACUAAAAUUAUGUGUGACUUUUUAGAUGAUUGCUGGGCUGAACCUCAACGUGAUGAUCAGGGAAAUUUUGCAGCUAAAAAUUCUACAUUUCCUUCUGGAAUGAAAGCUUUAGCUGAUUAUGUUCACAGUAAAGGUCUUAAACUAGGAAUCUACUCAGAUGCAGGGUAUUAUACUUGUAGCAGAAAAAUGCCUGGUUCACUUGGUCAUGAGGAACAAGAUGCUAAAACAUUCGCCUCAUGGGGCAUCGAUUAUUUGAAGUAUGAUAACUGCAACCACGAUGGAACGAAGCCAACUGUGCGAUAUCCUGUUAUGACAAAAGCUCUAAUGAAUGCUGGAAGGCCUAUCUUCUUUAGUCUUUGUGAAUGGGGUGAUUUGCAUCCGGCAUUGUGGGGUGGCAAUGUAGGUAACAGCUGGAGAAACACGAUUGAUAUUCAGCCUACAUGGGAAAGCAUGAUUUCUAGAGCAGACCAGAAUGAAGUUUAUGCAGACUUUGCAAAGCCUGGCGGUUGGAACGAUCCUGAUAUGCUUGAAGUGGGAAAUGGAGGGAUGACAAAGGAUGAAUCCAUUGUCCACUUUAGUCUCUGGGCGAUUUCGAAGGCUCCCCUUAUCAUCGGUUGCGAUGUGACAAUUUUAUCAAACGAUACCAUGGAAAUACUCGCCAACAAGGAGGUCAUUGCUGUCAACCAAGAUGAAUUAGGUGUCCAGGCCAAAAAGGUUAGAAUGCAAGGCGAUCUCGAGGUCUGGGCAGGCCCGUUAUCAGGCGAUAGAGUAGCUCUGGUACUUCUCAACCGAGGCUAUCAGAAAAUAGAAGUAACAGCUUUCUGGGAAGACAUUGGCAUCCCUCCUAACAUUCUUGUUGAGGCAAGAGACCUUUGGGAGCGCAAGACAUUGGAGACAAGAUUUGUAGGUAAUUUGACAGCAAUGGUGAAGUCCCAUGCAUACAAGAUGUAUAUAUUGAAGCCUAUUGCUGCCUGAUGAUCAGAGGGUGCUUAGCACUAGACUUCUCAAUGUCUUCAUCCAAAUUUGUUAUGUUUAAUUACAAAGAUAGAUUAUUUAUUUAUAGCAUUAAAUAUAUCAUUAAUAAGACGGGAAUGCAAGGUUCAAUAGAGACAUGUGAAUACAAGUUUCUUUUGAGUUUACAUUUUAA
Molecule: messenger RNA, 1380 nt
Organism: Lycium barbarum (goji berry)
Lineage: Eukaryota; Viridiplantae; Streptophyta; Magnoliopsida; Solanales; Solanaceae
Product: alpha-galactosidase 1-like
Exons: 12
Coding region: 243-1208 (321 amino acids)
Biological process (GO): carbohydrate metabolic process
Molecular function (GO): hydrolase activity, hydrolyzing O-glycosyl compounds
Source: RefSeq, a predicted model, not a curated record